Messenger RNA from Culicoides brevitarsis, 2057 nucleotides. It is a transcript of the gene aft, whose product is annotated as cap-specific mRNA (nucleoside-2'-O-)-methyltransferase 2. The coding region runs from base 35 to 2041 and encodes 668 amino acids. Gene Ontology annotation, biological process: 7-methylguanosine mRNA capping. The record is from RefSeq and is a predicted model, not a curated record. The transcript is spliced from 3 exons. Gene Ontology annotation, molecular function: methyltransferase cap1 activity. Gene Ontology annotation, cellular component: nucleus; cytoplasm. Lineage: Eukaryota; Metazoa; Arthropoda; Insecta; Diptera; Ceratopogonidae.
UCUCCACAAAAAUUUCAAUUAAAAUCCAAUAAAAAUGGAUCCAGUUGACGACGAAGCCGAUAAAAUCCACUUACAAUUCAACAAAAUCUUCCAUUUCGAAGCCUCAAGCGAAGAAAAACACCUUCCCGAACUAAAAUCAGUCAAAACUUCUUAUGAAAUGCCGGAAUUCAAAUCGAUGAAAGACGAAUUGAACAAAGUCAAGAGCAAAUUAAACGAAUUAUCAAUCGAAAUUUGGUCCGAACACACAAGAAACAUGAAUCCCGCGGGAGAAAUCGUAUGGCGAGUGAAAAAUGACACUAAAGGAGAAUUCGUGACACAGGCUUGGUGCAAGAUGUACGAGUGUCUCUGUACCUUUGAAUUAGUCCCGAAAAACGUGAAAAACUUCAAUUCUUUGCAUCUUUGUGAAGCGCCGGGAGCGUUUGUGACGUCGUUGAAUCAUUAUUUGCAAUUAAAUCGUCCCGAAGUGGCUUGGAAAUGGAUAGCGACGACUUUGAAUCCGUAUUACGAGGGAAAUUGCUUGGAAAAUAUGAUAAUUGAUGAUAGAUUUAUCGUUCAAACACUUGCAAAUUGGGAUUUUGGAGUUGAUUACACGGGAAAUAUCAUGAAUUUGGAGAAUAUUGAGCAUUUAAAGGAAAAGUGUCGACGAAUGAAUGGAGUAAAUUUCGUCACCGCUGAUGGCUCCAUCGACUGCAUGCUAACUCCCGAGGACCAAGAACGUCACGUCGCCUCAUUACAUCACGCGGAAACAGCGAUUGCCUUACAAGUAUUAUCCCCCGGCGGCAGUUUUCUCCUCAAAAUGUUCACUUUUUACGAAGAUUCAAGCAUCAGCCUACUCUAUUUACUCACUUUGGUCUUCCAAUCUGUGGAUAUUUUCAAACCUGCAACUUCCAAAGAGGGAAAUUCCGAAGUUUAUGUCAUUUGUCGCGGCUUCAAGGGAGAUCCGUUACUUCAAACGUACUGUGAUAGCAUCAUCGAGUCCAAUUUCAACACGAAUUUUGGACUUUUUGAUCAAAAUUCGAUCGAAAAAGAUUUUUUAAAGCAACUUAUCGAGUGUUGUAGAUUUUUUAUGGAAACUCAAGCGGCGGUAAUUGAGCGAAAUUUGGCAACUUUUGAAAAAUUAACCAAAAAAGACAUUUAUCGCAUAAAAAGUUUACGCUACAAAACAACGAAAGAAUUUUUCGAGAGAUAUAAUUUACGUUCAAUUCCGCCUGAGAAGAAAAUUCUUUCACGAAAAUCGAUUGAAACGCAUUUAAAUUUGAAUCCGCGACAACAUGUCGGAAGUUAUGUCGAACGAAAACAUCGCAAAAGCAUGUGCGAAGAGGAAAAAUAUCUCACGUUACAAUCUCAACUUCAAACCUUCGUCAUGGAAUUCAACUUUGAAGGACCCAUCAAUUUCAGCAUAAACGGAAAAAUCACGGAAAAUCCCUUAAAACCAUAUUUCGGGAAGAAAAUUGAGCAAUUAACAAGCAGCAAAUUCGUUUUUACGCCAAAAUUGCGACUUUUCUUUGAAAUUGUGAAUUUACUCAAAAAUUCGAAAAAAGUCCCGAACGACAAUUGUGAACCUCUGAAAUCAUCAAAUCAAUCAGGAAUCAUUUUUCAAGUCAAUCCGUUGUCAUUUUUGGUUGCUCCAAUUUAUGAUUUUUAUGAAAAAACUUUAGCUUCAGAAAUUAUUGAAAUUUUAAUUUCUGAACUUUCAUCGCACAAAAAUUUAAUUUUGCAAAAUUUGUUGCUUUUGAGUCAAUUUUUUUCCGGAUUAAUUUUUCAUUUGGGACACACAUUUUUUGAAAAUUUAUAUUUUUAUAAUGAAGGAGCGAUAGUUUUGGAAAAUUUUAAAAAAUCUGAAGAAAAUGUUGAAAAAUUAAAAAGUUUAAGAAAAUUAAUCGAUGAAUCGAGAAGCAGUAAAGACUCCAAUGUGAUAGUUGGAAUUGUGGAUUUAAAAACGCUUUUCAAGCAAAAUUAUUAUAUGGCAGUUAUUCAGUACAAUACGAGUUUGGUGCUGCAGUAUUCGAUGAAUUAUUUGAAAUUUUACGAUGGGAAUUGAUUUUUUGACGUUUAAA